This is a messenger RNA of Homalodisca vitripennis (glassy-winged sharpshooter), 1966 nucleotides long. RefSeq names its product protein crumbs-like. Bases 247 to 1824 code for a protein of 525 amino acids. The transcript is spliced from 11 exons. Gene Ontology annotation, biological process: establishment or maintenance of epithelial cell apical/basal polarity; heterophilic cell-cell adhesion. Lineage: Eukaryota; Metazoa; Arthropoda; Insecta; Hemiptera; Cicadellidae. The record is from RefSeq and is a predicted model, not a curated record. Gene Ontology annotation, molecular function: calcium ion binding. Gene Ontology annotation, cellular component: plasma membrane; protein-containing complex.
UGAAUCCCGACAAGGUGGUCGGUUGGUUUGUCGUUGAAAGUUGAGUGAGAGUUGACUCGUUGACUCAGUUCUGUUGACUGUCAGUGUAAUACUAACGUUGUUGUGUGGAUGUAGUUCGAUUCUUCAAAUUAGUUCCUAAGGCAGUGUGUAUUGUAUUUAUUAUCUUCGUACUAAAGGAGAUCUUAAACUACGUUCUUAUUAUGGUCUAGAAGUGCUAGUGCUGAAUUUUUAUAUUGAUACUGUGAAAUGAUUGGAUUAUCAACUACAUGGAUUUUGUUGCGUUCUCUGAUAAUAUGCUCACUACCGUUGCUUCACGCCGAGGAGCUGGGUGAGGCGUUUUUCAACACCACAGGGUGGGUGAAGGUGUCUCGGCCACUGACCCUGUACCCUGGGCUGCACAUGGGUCUCAGCUUUCGGACGUGUCAGGGCGGUCAGCUCUUCGUCCAGAGUAACCGCUUGUACUCCUGGAGCUUGGAGGUGGUUGGGAAGGAGGGGCUGGCUGUCCGGGUGAACCUAGGCAGCGGACACACCUUCGAAGCCAGGCUCAAGGAUGUGUUUAAUAACAACCAGUGGCACUACGCCAGUAUCCUCCAUAAGAUUGAGAACAUAACGCUGUCGGCUGGUCACCAUCAAGUGGUAAUAGCCAACUCUACACUGAACACGAAUCUGCUAAAAUCGCAGCACCUGGCACCAGAUGACGAUGGUUACCUUCUGGUGGGGAGUGGCUUCAUCGGCUGUAUCAAGGAGGGGCCCAAUGUUGUACUCAGUGAGCGCAGCCCCCGAGUCUUCAUCCACAACGUUGAGUUCGGAAAGUGCCCUCUCACUCUCUGUAGCCCCGAGGACCGCUGCCACAAUCAACCCUGCAUGACGCAUGGUGUGUGCAUUACACGGCCCGACAAUUACUACUGCCAGUGCAAUAGCAGAUUUAGUGGCCGCAACUGUGAGGUCGACGAUGGUCCUCCUUGCCUGUCGAUGCCUUGUCAGAACAACGCCCACUGCGAAGAAGAUAAUGUUGGCAACUACAAAUGUCAUUGCCCUCCUGGCUUCAUAGGCAAGCACUGUGAGGCCCAGGUGAGUGGGAGGGUCUGUGAGAACAACCCCUGUCAGAACAACAGCACCUGUAUUGUCAGUCCUGUUGGCAGCUACAAGUGUGUCUGUCUCAAAGGGUUUUCUGGCAACGACUGUGAAAUAAACAUUGAUGAAUGUUUAUCUGAUCCUUGUCAGAAUGGAGGGACAUGCAUUGAUGAUAUUGACAACUACACUUGCAAUUGUGCCAGCACUGGGUACAAAGGAAGACAUUGUGAGGACAACAUAAAUGAAUGUGAAGAAAAGCCUUGUUUGAACAGUGGUACAUGUUUUGACACAUACGGCAGCUAUUCUUGUGAAUGCCCAAAUGGAUUCACUGGUCAGAAUUGUGAAAUUAAGGUGCAGUCCUGUAACAACUGGUUAUGUCAGAAUGGAGCCACAUGUGAGGACCAACCUCACGGGUUCAAGUGUAACUGCCCGCCAGGCUAUAGUGGUGUUUAUUGUGAGGUCAACGGCAACGGUUGCCAGCCCGGUGUCUGCCCGCCCAACGCUGACUGCUUUGAGCAUGCUGCGGGCAUACAGUGUAUCUGUAAACCUGGAUACACAGGUUUACCUUCAGCUUGUAAGCCGAUUGAUGCAUGUUUAAACUCACCUUGUCACAAUGGAGGCACUUGCUCAGUGUCCGGAGAUGGUUUCAACUGUUCAUGUGUGCCUGGAUUCACAGGCCCAACUUGUCAGACCAACAUCGAGGAGUGUGCCUCAAUGCCGUGCCAGCACGGGGGCUGUGCAUCGAUCUAGUGAACGGCUACCACUGCAAUUGUACAGCCGACUAUACGGGUGCCAGUUGUGAGUACCAGUUGGAUCCCUGCUACAGCAACCCCUGCCUCAACAACGGUACCUGCCAUCUCAAGGUCAACAGGGACUACUACUGCGAGUGCCC